Molecule: messenger RNA, 1521 nt
Organism: Rhodotorula toruloides NP11
Lineage: Eukaryota; Fungi; Basidiomycota; Microbotryomycetes; Sporidiobolales; Sporidiobolaceae
Product: ubiquitin carboxyl-terminal hydrolase 22/27/51
Exons: 12
Coding region: 1-1521 (506 amino acids)
Biological process (GO): protein deubiquitination
Cellular component (GO): nucleus; cytosol
Molecular function (GO): zinc ion binding; cysteine-type deubiquitinase activity; cysteine-type endopeptidase activity
Source: RefSeq, a predicted model, not a curated record
AUGGAGACCACGACCCUCACACGCACCGCCCUGCCGCCAAUGACCUCCCUCCCACUCUUGCCGACACACCCGACUCGCCCGCCAACCAUCUGCCCGCAUCUCGCGGCGUGGUGUCAGGCCAACCUCGAGUCGGCUGUCGAGCGUCUCGAGGGCGCGAUGAGGGCAGACUACGGCCUGGCAGACGGCGUGCUCGUCAAGGGGACACUCCCUCCCUCGUGCUCGACUUGCCAGACGACCCCGCUUCGACCGGCUCUCUGCCUCGCAUGCGGCGUCUCUUCCUGCCUCUCUCCCGGCGAACCGAGUCACGCCCUCGACCACUCGGAGAAGGAGAAUCACCAGCUCGCCUGGGACUUCCGUGCACGAGGUAUUUACUGCUUCGUCUGCGAGGGCUACGUCCGACACGCGGCGGUCGAGCGACAUGCCUUGGCGGAACGAAUCGCCUCAAGGGAGGCUGCUGCGAACGACGGAGAGGGUCAACGAGCAACCAAGCGCAAGCGCGUCAGCGUGCAGAAGUGGGAGCUUACGACGCCGAUCCAGUCGACGCCUGCUCCGACCGCCCUCGCUGUGCGAGGCAUCCGGAACCUCGGCAACAGCUGUUACAUGAGCGUCAUCCUGCAGACCUUCCUCUGCAACCCAUUCCUCCGCACCUACUUCCUCUCAGACCGACAUAAUCGUCUCGCCUGCACCAAGACCCUUCAAGGCGAACCUUGCCUGUGUUGCGAGCUCGACUUGCUCUUCUCCGAGCACUACUCGUCCGACCUUGCGCCUCUCGCUCCGACUCGCUUCUUGCAUUCGUUCUGGCAAUCAAGUGCUGAAGCAGCUGGCUACGCUCAGCAAGAUGCCCACGAGUUCCUCAUUUCCGCGCUCAACCUCCUCCACUCCUCCUCUCCCUCUCACCACGACUCCCCCUCCCUCGGACCCUGCCGCUGCCCAAUCCACACAACCUUCUCAGGCGAGCUCCGCUCAAAGGUGACCUGCGGGAGGUGUCAGCACCAGUCUGAGACGGCUGAGCCGUUUCUCGACUUGAGUUUGGAUCUGAAGGAUCGUGCGACGGGAUUGGCGGGAAAGACGUUGGGGGAUCGUUUGAAGAGCUUUACAACUCCCGAACAGCUCCCGUCGACGUACAGCUGCGCUGCAUGCGGCGACGGUGUUCCCUCCGCCUCGAAGCGUCUGAGCCUGAAGACCCUCCCUCCAGUCCUCUGCAUCCAAUUCAAGCGCUUCGAGAUUACGAACCAGGCGCAGAAGCUCGACACGCCGAUUCGGUACCCGCUCAAGCUCGACAUGAGCCCGUUUUUGACGAAUCACCUCGAGUACCCGACAAGUUACAAGCCCUCCAUGGCGCACUGGUACAACUUGGCGGCGGUUGUCGCGCACGAAGGGACGCUCAGCCAGGGUCACUACACCGCUUACGUCCGAGGCGUUGACGACUUCUACGCCAUCGACGACGAAAAGGUCCGGCGGGUCCGGAUCGCCGAAGUCCUCGCCGCCAAAGCCUACCUCCUCGUCUAUUCACGCAUCUAG